This is a messenger RNA of Periophthalmus magnuspinnatus, 592 nucleotides long. Its product is annotated as lactose-binding lectin l-2-like. Lineage: Eukaryota; Metazoa; Chordata; Actinopteri; Gobiiformes; Gobiidae. The transcript has a single exon. The record is from RefSeq and is a predicted model, not a curated record. Bases 1 to 495 code for a protein of 164 amino acids.
AUGAACACCAUGCAGUUCUUCAGCGUCUUCCUGCUGCUCCUGGGUGUGUCCCUGGGUUUGGCCGCUCCUUCAGAGCUCCAACAAGUGAAGCUUGAGCGCGGGGACUGUCCCAUGUUCUGGUACAGCUAUAACGGUCGCUGUUACAAGUACGUGGCCACUCUUAUGACCUGGGCUGAUGCAGAGCUGCAAUGUGUGUCCCAGGGCGCCAACCUGGUGUCCAUCCACAGCGUGGAAGAGAACAACUUUGUGAAGAAUUUGAUCCAGAAUUUUGAUCACACUCUGGGACAAACUUGGAUUGGACUCAGUGACAUCCACUUGGAAGGGGCGUGGAUGUGGUCUGAUGGUUGUCCACUGCGUUUUCAGUUGUGGAAUAGCGAAGAGCCUAACAACAAGCUAGGAACAGAACACUGUGUGUUAAUUGUCAAAAAUUGGAAUGAUUACUUUUGCUCACAAUAUGCUCCUUCUAUUUGUGCAACACGUAAAGCUGUGUGUUAACAUUCUGUUCUCAGUUCUGUGAUUCAAGUCUGUUCCAAGACAAAAACAAUGAUGAUGAACAGAAAGAAAAUAAAACAUAUGUUGAUCUAUGAUAAAA